Atta colombica is the source of this 834-nucleotide messenger RNA. RefSeq lists its product as uncharacterized. The record is from RefSeq and is a predicted model, not a curated record. The coding region runs from base 63 to 791 and encodes 242 amino acids. NCBI's taxonomy places the organism in Eukaryota, Metazoa, Arthropoda, Insecta, Hymenoptera, Formicidae. The transcript is spliced from 3 exons.
GUGUAUCAAUUACAAUUGCUCGUGAGUCAUUUUAAAAGAUCAGAAAAAUUUUAUGUUGAAAAAUGUUUGCUAUAAUUUUUACUUUUACACUUAUGAUGGCAUAUACUGCCGCAGAAAUACCUUCUUAUAUUCAUAUAUGUGGUCGUAGAAAUCCAAAUCUCGAUAAAUGUAUUAUAGACAGCAUUGAUAAUUUAAAGGAUUUCAUCUGCAAAGGAAUACCGGAAUUGAAUACUCCACCACUUGUGCCAUUCUUUAUGAAACAUAUAACUAUUUCUGACACUGAUAAUGCCAAAUUAUAUCUUAAAGAUGCAGAAAUAAUUGGGCUUUGCGAUUUUACUAUAAAUUCUUUCCAUAUAGAUAUCGAUAAACUCCAUUUCAAUAUGGAUUUGUUAUUCAAACAUGUUCGUUUAAACGGUACCUAUGAUUUCGAUAUAAGAGUACUGUUGCCUUUUGUUCACAAAGGACCGAUUUAUCUUACUGUAGAUGAUGUAGGAGCAAAAGGAGAAGUAGAUAUGAAACUAGUAACCAAAAAUGAUAAAAAAUACGUAUAUCUAUCAAAAAUCAACUUAAAGCUCGAUUUUAAAAAGUUGAAUUAUAUACUUGAUAUGAAUGAAAAGCAAUCAACUCAAUUAAACGAAAUUAUUAGCAAUUUCUUCGGCAGCAAUGAAGAAGAAUUUAUCAGCAAGAUUAAACCAUCAAUUGAAAAAGAAGUCUCUAAACAAAUACUUAUUCGCGCAAACAACAUAGUUAAAGAGUUUACUUUUGAUGAACUCUUACCUGAUCGAGCAUAAAUUGUAAAAACUUUAAGAUGUAUCAUCGUAAAGUUGCUCUGUA